Molecule: messenger RNA, 1063 nt
Organism: Saccoglossus kowalevskii
Lineage: Eukaryota; Metazoa; Hemichordata; Enteropneusta; Harrimaniidae
Product: PIH1 domain-containing protein 2-like
Biological process (GO): rRNA processing; box C/D snoRNP assembly
Cellular component (GO): cytoplasm; R2TP complex; ribonucleoprotein complex
Source: RefSeq, a predicted model, not a curated record
UCAGGAAGAUUUGAUGAAACAAGCACAACACAUAUGGAGCAUGCUGGAUGAGUUAUCAGAUAGUGAUCCUGAAGCUUACAAGAAAUUCCUUGAUAAAACCUUACAGGAAGGCAUAGAAAAUAUGGCGCCCCCAAAGGCAUAUAUGUGCAUACAUACCGAUAUGUUUACUCCUCGGAAAGAAAAACUGUACGUGAAUAUUGUAAGCUGGGAUAAAAUUCCUGAACCAAAAACGAAUUUCGAUCCAAUUCCUGUCACUGCCACUGAUAUAACACAGAUAACAGAAGACAAUGAUACAUUUUCAACUAUUAUAUGUGCUUUCAAUCCAAGUACACUCGAUCAGUGUUGUAAAAAUAGUAAAGAUCAACAUCUCUUGAUUAACCUGGCGCUUGACUUGGUACGAGACAAGAAUAAAGUAAAAAUAUCAAGAAAGUACGAACUCUGCUUUGAUUUCAACUUCAAAGGUGACCAGCGUUUAUUGAAAAACACCUUUAGCAAAAGUGAACCACAAGAGCAAGAAGGCAAAGAUGUUGCAAGUUAUAUGGAUAACCCAGAGUCUAUGCUUCAGCAUUUAGGACUAUCCAAGUCAGAAGCAGGCAUGUGCAAAGUGAACUUUGAAAAGAAAAUGAAUCUUGAGAAGAAGUCAAACUCGUCAAAAAAACUCAUCCAGGAGAUGGGGAAUGAAGAGAAAUUCGUAGAGCCGACAUAUGAGAUAUCAAUCAAGGAUGUCUCGGGAAAGAAGCCGAGAAGAAUUGUUUUGAAAAUUUCUCUUCCCGAAGUCCACUCAGUGCAAGAAUGUGACCUGAAUAUAUCAAAGGUAUUUUAUUCUAUUUGUAUUUUAAUAGUGAUAAUUGCGCAAUACUGUCAAGUGAUAAUUCUAAUGUUCGACUAUAAUGCCCGAACUGGGGAGCAGCAUGCACACUCUCAAGAAUGGAAUCCACUUUUAAUCCAUUAUGAUAUGCAUAUUUAUGACGAUAAAUCCUAUUGGAUAUUUUUAUUAUUUCGUCUUCUAUCUGCAAUUUUAUUUGUCCAUGAACAUUGGUUAAAAAUGUACACUGAAACAUAG